GAUGAGAUCUGAGUUUCUGGUUUGAUUCAACAUUUAUAGAUCUCCUCCUCUUAUCUGAAACACGAAUCAAGAGAGUGGCUUCAAUGAUUGCUCCGACGGUAGGGAAGACCCUACUUGCCUCAGCCGUUAUUUUCAUCUCUGUUGUUCUCGCCCUCAUUCUAUUCUCGCCUUCCUUCCGAUUUACUCAAACGCUCUCCGUUUCUCCGCCGUCGGAACGAGCUGAGAUUUGGAGCUUGAGGAGAUUAAUCGAAUGGCAGCCUUGCAAUUGGUGGCUUCAAGGCCAUCUCGUAGCUCUGCCAGAAAAGAGCAAUGGGUAUAUUCGAGUUGAUUGCUAUGGUGGUCUCAAUCAGAUGAGGAGGGAUUUCUGUGAUGGUGUCGGUAUUGCUCGCUUGCUGAAUGCUACUCUCGUUUUACCAAAAUUUGAGGUUGCUGCAUAUUGGAAUGAAUCUAGUGGAUUUGGAGAUGUAUUUGAUGUGGAGUACUUCAUUGAAAAAAUGAAUGGAUAUGUUCAGGUAGUCAAAGAAGUGCCUGCAGAAUUUGUAUCAAAAGAGCCUUUUAGAGUUGAUUGUAGCAAGCGUAAAGGACAAUUUGAUUAUGUAGAGACUGUACUUCCACAGCUGUUAGAGCACCGCUACAUCUCAAUUACUCCUGCAAUGAGCCAAAGAAGGGACAGGUAUCCAUUGUAUGCUAAAGCUUCUCUUUGUCAGGCUUGCUAUACCGCUCUGCAGCUAAACGAAAAAUUGGAGAAGAAAGGUUCCAAGCUUCUAGAAGCUAUACCAAAACCCUUCCUUGUGCUUCACCUGCGUUUUGAACCAGACAUGGUAGCUUAUAGCCAAUGUGAGUACUCCAGCCUUUCUCCUGCAUCUGUCCAAGCAAUUGAGGCUGCACGAGGCGACAGGAAGCCCUGGACUGGAGAACAAGCUCGUCUAUGGAGAAGCAGGGGGAAGUGUCCGCUCACACCAAACGAAACUACAACAAUCCUUCAAGCUCUUGCUAUACCAACAGAUACAAAUAUAUACUUGGCAGCUGGGGAUGGUAUCAUGGAACUUGAAGGCCUAACAUCGGUAUAUGCAAAUGUUUAUACCAAAUCCACCCUUUUAGACAGCGACGACUUCAGAAACAUGCAUGGGAACACCAAAGCUGCAUUGGAUUACUACGUGUCUAUAAACAGUGAUGCAUAUGUUGCAACAUAUUUCGGCAAUAUGGAUAAAAUGGUUGCAGCUAUGCGUGCUUAUAAGGGAUUACACAGAACGCUUUUCUUGAGCCGGAGGGCGUUUGCAGAUCUUACUUCACAGGGGCUCGAGGGGAACUCGUUAAUGGAAGCUCUGUGGAAGGUUCAUAGAAAUGAUUAUGUGAUGGGCGUAGGUUCUGCUUUGCCUGAUUGCUUCUGCGAGUUCAAAUUAUGACAUCAUGAGGUACAGAUUUUGCCCUUUUCUUUUCAGCAUAGUUGAAGUAUUUGUAGCCACAUUUGUUGUAUUAAUCUGUUAUAAGUUUAGUAUUUGUAUCAAUGUCUUUCUCAAGUGAAUUGUACGAAUUUUGCCCAGAGAUUAUAAGACAAUCAUAGUCCAUUUUACUCUCUAAA
Molecule: messenger RNA, 1582 nt
Organism: Salvia hispanica
Lineage: Eukaryota; Viridiplantae; Streptophyta; Magnoliopsida; Lamiales; Lamiaceae
Product: O-fucosyltransferase family protein
Cellular component (GO): cytoplasm
Source: RefSeq, a predicted model, not a curated record